AUGGAACUUAUUACCGAGAAGCCAGACUGGGAGCGGAAAGUCUUCGACGCGCAUAUCACGACCCAAUGGCGCGAAAACAUUGCGCAGAGCGGUCAGGAUAUCACGCCCAAGAUGAUGGAUUGGAUCAUCAAAGAGCUGCAGUGGAAAGCGGGGAUUUCGGCGCAAACCGGGUUCGUAGAGGCUUUCGACGGUGGUGUCAUUAAGUCCGAUACUGCUAUCUCGAAAGAAUUACAAGACGCGCUGAAAGAGGCGGUGAUUCCUCUAGAAAAUUUCCCCGAAGAGGAAAAAGACUACCACCCGGGCUCGGAUGGCAAAGUCGUUGAUCUGGUGCAUCCGUCGCUUUUCCCGGUGAUCUACGGGCGCACGCGGGUCCUUCCUGACCGCACGAUUGGGAUAGAUGACUGUCUAGACAGCAUGGGAGAAGGUCGGUUGCUUCCUAUCCCGGAAGCCGAGGCUUCUCUGCAGGAAGGCCGGUAUCGCACGCUACCGCAUCCUGCGGCCCUGAGCACCAAGUUCCAGUGGCUGCCUUGCGAUGUGAAGAUCAGUGAAGACGGCACUUGUCAGAUCCUGUCUUACAUCAAUAAUGCGCACCCUGUCAAGCUCCGCGCACUUUACAAGGUUGUCGAAAAGAUUCUCGCACAGAUCAUCCCCUUAUGGGAACAUUCUUUGAUAUGGCAAAGAAGUGACGAUGAACGAAUCACGUAUACGAAAGUUGAGUACGAGGACGGCGGCACGACUGAGCUAGAGUAUCCCGAAGAGGCAACUGUGGACGAUGAUGUGUAUGAGGAAUGGGAGGAGCGCAUGACCGCUUGGUACAAGACCCGGAAGAUUGUCAAGCCCGAGCCGGGGGAGUUCAAGCCUAUGGAGGAAAGAGAAAAGCCCAACUUUGUGAAAGACUUUUCCGAGGGCAAGAUCCAGGUUAUCGUGAAGCUGGCCAAUAUCGAGUUGACGCCUGAAAAGCCCGAGUACAAAGGGGGGGAGUUGAACGAACGAAUCGCCGCAUCGGCAAUCUACUACUACGAUAUUGAAAACAUCACCCCAAGCUCACUCGCGUUCCGCCGCCGCGGAAUGAGCGAUAUGUACGGGAUGGAGUACGAGCAAGGUCGACAUGAGUUCAUGCAACAAGUAUACGGCUACCACGAGGGUCUUUAUAGUAACAGCGACGACCUGAUCACGCAAGAACUAGGAGGCGUAGUGUCCAAAGAAGGCCGCCUUCUUACGAAGAUGCUGGCUUUGUUCCUCGUCGAUCCACAUAUACGGAUUACCUCGUCUGCGAAUGUACCGCCGCAACGUGAGGACUGGCGACCGGCAACGCAGAAUCGUGUUACAGAGGCACAGCAGGGGCUGGACGGAGAUAGGGCCGGCUUGAUGACCAUGGAAGAGGCCAAGGCUUAUCGGGUUGAGCUUAUGGUAGAGCGUGGACUCAAGUCCGAAAACCACAAUGCUAUAUUUCAAUUAGGGAAUUUCUGUCUUUGCGAGCAUUAG
This is a messenger RNA of Penicillium maclennaniae, 1485 nucleotides long. RefSeq names its product DUF4246 domain-containing protein. The record is from RefSeq and is a predicted model, not a curated record. NCBI's taxonomy places the organism in Eukaryota, Fungi, Ascomycota, Eurotiomycetes, Eurotiales, Aspergillaceae. The coding region runs from base 1 to 1485 and encodes 494 amino acids. The transcript is spliced from 3 exons.